Molecule: messenger RNA, 4671 nt
Organism: Anopheles coluzzii
Lineage: Eukaryota; Metazoa; Arthropoda; Insecta; Diptera; Culicidae
Exons: 3
Coding region: 211-4470 (1419 amino acids)
Biological process (GO): cellular response to unfolded protein; protein refolding
Cellular component (GO): cytoplasm; membrane
Molecular function (GO): ATP hydrolysis activity; heat shock protein binding; ATP binding
Source: RefSeq, a predicted model, not a curated record
CCAAAUUGUACAUGCAAAAGAUUAGAAAGUCCAAAACAAGACCAACAAACAACGUCAAACAGAGCUCGUAAUAAACAAAGUUGGCCACGGGGAAAGUGGUUUGCUCUCCGUAAUUGCCACCACCGUGGUAUAGCUGUGCAGUGAAUAGUGAAAAAAGGAAGGAAGAAUCGGUUGACAAAAAGCUGGAACCUAAACGUCAGCCGUACUAACAUGGAUUAUGCAAACUUCCCCAACUUGACCAGUGUUUAUUCACCCAACCGUGAGGCGUGCCUUGUAUUGAACAAAACCAAAAUUUUGAUAAACCUAUAUGAAGGCAUCCCGGAAACCUUGCUGCUGAACGUGAUUGCGUGGUUUUUCCUAAUACUGCUGUUCACACUACUCCGCCAGCAGGCCUGGGACUAUGGGCGGCUGGCGCUAGUGAACAGCCAUGGAGAGAACAAACGCUGGACGCAACUCUUCUAUGCCCACGGCAACGUGCCCGGUGGUGGUGGAGCGAUGAAUGGUUCCACCGAAACGUCAGAUACGCUCAACAGUCUCAGCAUUGAUCGUGGUUGCUUUUCAUGGAUUGUGGCCACCUUUCGGCUGACGAAAGAACAAAUACUUACGCACAGCGGCCCGGAUGCUGUACACUAUCUAUCUUUUCAGCGACAUCUCAUCGUGGUGAUGGGCAUUAUGACGGUGAUCUCGAUAGCAAUCAUACUACCGAUCAACUUUUCUGGCACACUGAGUGGUGAUAAGAACUCGUUUGGACACACAACGAUUUCAAAUCUCGAACCAGAUUCGCCGUCGAUGUGGGCACACGUCGUGUUUGCGAUCGCCUACGUCCCGAUGGUGGUGUUGAUAAUGAGGCGUGCUUCGGGCCGCAACGCUUUCAAAACGGCACCGACGCGUACAAUCAUGGCGACUAAUAUUUCCCAAGGCGACUGCAGCAAAACCAUCAUAAGAACCUACCUACAGCAACUGUUUCCGGACGUGACGAUCGAAGACAUUCAACUUGCAUACAAUAUUUCAAGCCUAAUCAAAGCGGCAGAGGAGUACGAGCGAACGGUCGAAGCUCGGAUCUACUGUGAGGCGCACCGCAACCGUGACGCGAUCCAGGCUCAACCAUCUUGCUUCAGCUGCGAGAAGGUUGACGCGUUGGAGUACUAUAAAGACCACGAGGUACAGUUGGCCGGGGAGGUAGCACGGAUGCGUGCGUCGGCGCUCAACGAGCCACUCGGAAUUGCAUUCGUCACGCUGAAUUCGGCCCACGAGGCACAACACGUAAUGCUACACUUUAAACCUGGAACGUAUCGAGAGUGGAAUCUGUCCUUCGCACCUGCACCAUCGGAUAUAUUUUGGGAAAAUCUUAACAUCGAUACCGCCCAGUGGUACUGCAAGUGGGCGACGGUUAAUUUUGCGUUGUUUUUGUUCCUCUUUUUCCUUACAACGCCCGUCAUUAUCGUGAAUCAGCUGGAUACGCUGUCGCUGACGAAAAAUACCACAACACAGAUUAGCAAGAUCAGCCCGCUGGUGUCGGAAUUUCUACCGACGCUACUGCUAUGGUCCUUGUCCGCAUUGAUGCCGGUCAUCGUUGCAUACUCGGACACGUGGUUGUCGCACUGGACUCGUUCGCGCCAAAAUUAUCUCAUCAUGACGAAAACAUUCGGCUACCUGUUGUUCAUGAUAUUGAUUUUACCGUCCCUCGGAUUGACAAGUGCCCAGGCACUGCUGCAAUGGACGAUUGAAUCAAACGACACGUACCGUUGGGAAUGCAUCUUCCUUCCGGACAAAGGUGCGUUCUUUGUGAACUAUAUCAUCACCGCUGCGUUCAUUGGUACCGCCCUCGAGCUGAUACGUUUCCCGGAUCUCAUUUGUUAUCUUUGGAAGCUGGCAACGGCCAAGUCUAGAGCUGAAACACCUUACAUCAGGAAAUCUAUCCUUAUUACGUUCCCGUUCGGUAUUCACUAUGCUUGGAUGGUGAUGGUGUUUACGACUAGCACAGUCUAUAGCCUUGCUUGCCCGCUGAUCAUGCCUUUUGCUAUGGUGUACAUCACAUUGAAACACUUUGUCGACAAGCAUAAUCUAUUUUUCGCGUUCGCACCAUCCAAUAUGAUCAGUCAAGGUAGUGGGGGUAAAAUUCACAGCACCGCCGUUACUAUGACAAAAUUUUCGGUGGUUCUGCUUUUGAUCAUCAUGGCAGCAUUGGCCGUGGUGCGCACUGGACAGGUUGAGCUUCGUGCUGUCGUACUGAUCCUUGCUCUGUGCGCCACUCUCGUAAUGUUCGCAUGCAUGUCACCGAUUAAACGGUGUACCACAAAGCCACUACGCAUCGUGGAACUGGAUGGACCGGCCCCGAUCUACGUGGCAGAUGUUUUAAUCAACAGAAGAAUGGUAUCAGAUAGCCCGUCCCAUCUCAGCUACGGUUCUGACACGACUAUGAACAUUGUGAUGAAUGAUGCCGAUGUCAGUAGUGAAUUAUCACUCAAGAUACACAAACGUGAACAGUUUUUCUGCGCUAUCAGUGAAGAAUUUCAGUGCAUACAGUAUAAUAGACACAUCAUUGACAAGAUGCCUUCUGCAAUUGGAAUCGAUCUGGGCACGACCUAUUCGUGCGUGGGAGUGUUUCAGCACGGCAAGGUGGAGAUUAUUGCCAACGACCAGGGCAACAGAACCACACCGAGCUAUGUUGCGUUUUCGGACACGGAGCGCCUCAUCGGUGACGCGGCCAAGAACCAGGUGGCCAUGAACCCCACAAACACAGUGUUUGAUGCCAAGCGACUGAUCGGACGCCGGUAUGACGACCCUAAGAUUCAGGCCGAUAUCAAGCACUGGCCGUUCAAGGUGGUCAACGACUGCGGCAAGCCGAAGAUUCAGGUGGAAUUCAAAGGAGAGCGCAAGACGUUUGCACCAGAGGAAGUCAGCUCGAUGGUGCUGACGAAAAUGAAGGAAACGGCCGAAGCAUACCUGGGACACUCUGUGAAGAAUGCGGUCAUCACGGUUCCAGCGUACUUCAAUGACAGCCAGCGACAGGCCACGAAGGAUGCCGGUGCGAUCGCGGGCCUAAAUGUGAUGCGAAUCAUCAACGAACCGACGGCGGCCGCAUUGGCUUACGGUUUGGACAAGAACCUGAAGGGCGAGCGCAACGUGUUGAUAUUCGAUCUCGGCGGAGGAACGUUCGACGUGUCCAUUUUGACGAUCGACGAGGGCUCUCUGUUCGAGGUACGAGCCACUGCCGGUGACACACAUCUGGGAGGCGAAGAUUUCGACAACCGAAUGGUGGGCCAUUUCGUGGAGGAGUUCAAACGCAAGUUCAAGAAGGACGUGUCCAAGAACGCCAGAGCACUGCGACGCUUGAGGACGGCAUGCGAGCGAGCGAAGCGGACGCUUUCGUCCAGCACGGAGGCCACGAUCGAGAUCGAUGCCCUCAUGGACGGAAUCGACUACUACACAAAGAUCAGCCGAGCACGAUUCGAGGAGCUGUGCUCGGAUCUGUUCCGCUCGACACUGCAACCGGUGGAGAAGGCCCUGUCGGAUGCAAAGAUGGACAAGAGCUCCAUUCACGACAUCGUGCUGGUAGGUGGAUCGACCCGCAUCCCGAAGGUGCAGUCGCUGUUGCAGAACUUCUUCUGCGGCAAAUCGCUGAACCUGUCGAUCAACCCGGAUGAGGCGGUAGCAUACGGUGCGGCCGUCCAGGCGGCUAUUCUUAGUGGAGACAAGGACGAAAAGAUCCAAGAUGUAUUGUUGGUCGAUGUGGCUCCGUUGUCGCUCGGAAUCGAAACGGCCGGCGGAGUGAUGACGAAGCUGAUCGAGCGAAAUUCGCGCAUUCCGUGCAAACAGACGCAGACCUUCUCGACCUACGCGGACAACCAGCCGGGAGUGUCGAUUCAGGUGUUUGAGGGCGAGAGAGCCAUGACAAAGGACAACAAUCUGCUGGGCCAGUUUGACCUAUCAGGCAUUCCGCCGGCACCGCGCGGUGUGCCAAAGAUUGAGGUAACCUUUGAUCUGGACGCCAACGGUAUUCUGAACGUAUCGGCGAAGGAAAUGAGCACCGGCAAGGAGAAAAACAUCACGAUCAAGAACGACAAGGGCCGCUUGUCGCAGGCGGAUAUCGAUCGCAUGCUGGCCGAGGCGGAGAAAUUCCGAGAGGAGGAUGAAAAGCAACGGGAGCGAGUCGCGGCUCGCAAUCAGCUCGAGGCGUACUGUUUCAGUCUCAAGCAAACGCUAGAAUCAGCCGGCUCGAAACUGAGCGAAGGCGAUCGCAAAACUAUCGAGGAACGGUGCAACGAGACACUGCGCUGGAUCGACGGCAACAGUAUGGCAGAGAAGGAAGAGUACGAUCACAAAAUGCAGGAGCUGACGCGGGCUUGCAGUCCGAUCAUGACGAAGUUGCAUCAGCAAUCGGGAGCCGGUCCAUCCCCGACUAGCUGUGGCCAGCAGGCUGGCGGGUUCGGCGGACGCACGGGUCCCACGGUAGAGGAGGUGGACUAAGAUGAUGAAGAAGACAGAAUUAGAUUAGAUGACAGUAUUGCAAAGCGGCCAUUAUCGUAGGCGGAGACUGGCCCCACUCAAAAGAAGACUGUGUAAAUAUUGUGUAAAUAUGUGUAAGUUAGACAAAUAGAGAAUAAUAACAUAAUGUAAUUUAUUGUAUCAGCAAGUUCCUAGUUAAAUAAAAAGAAAAUUGAAACUAGA